CACGCCUCCGCCUAGGAGCCAGACCUGCUGGCGACUUCCAGGGCACACCGUGGUCCGCGGUGCCAGGAGAGGCAGGAAGCCUGCCUCUGCACCCCAGCUGCGCCGCUGACCGGGAGCCGCCGGAGGAAAAGCGAAAACUCAGGCAGUAAUUCCAUCGGGGUAUAUAUCUUUCCACUCCCCAGUAAAACAUUUGUCUAGUAAACGUAAGAAACACAAGCUCUGAGUUUCCUGGACCACGUCAACACAGAUGGGAGCAAUCCGGGGACGGGCCUGUCAGCUUUCACUCUGCACAGGAAGGCUCACCGUAGAGGAGAACUCAUUGAUGGUGCUUUCCCAAAAAAGAUCUGCACGUCUGUUUAAAUGCUUCAUGUAAACUGAGAUGCUGUAUCAGGAACUAUAGCUGGGCUGCUGCUGGAGGGGCACGCAGAAUGGCUAGAUUGAAGGUUUCCAUCCACAGAACAGGCUCCAUCCAGUAGGCUGCAAAGGCCCUAGGGGGGCGUCUCGACAGUCACCGGCACCUGGGAGGACAGGCGAGCAGAGCUGGGCCAGCAGGGAACAUACAAGCUGCCCAUGCCGACCGUGUAUGAAGCUGGGAAGCAGUACACGGGACCUGAGUCCACAGAGAGACCCCUUUCGAUGUCCCGGCAUGAGACCUCUCCGACGACGGUGCAACCGGCUGGCAACCAGCGCCCCAAUGCCUGCUGCUUCUGCUGGUGCUGCUGCUGCAGCUGCUCGUGGAACGAAGACCGGGAGCGAGCGUGGCGGGCGUCUCGAGACACCAAACUGGAGCCCAUUCCCAACUGUGAAGCUUGCCUCAAGCCAACUCCCGACGAAGUGCAGGGCUGGGCCCAGUCGUUCGACAAGCUGAUGAAGAACCCAGCGGGCAGGAACGUGUUCCGGGAAUUCUUACGGACUGAGUACAGCGAGGAAAACAUGCUCUUUUGGUUAGCAUGUGAGGAACUCAAAAACGAGUGCAACAAGCACACCAUCGACGAGAAGGCCAGAAUGAUCUACGAGGACUACAUCUCCAUCCUCUCGCCCAAAGAGGUGAGCCUGGAUUCCCGGGUGCGCGAAGUCAUCAACAAGAAGAUGCAGGAGCCCUCGACGCACACCUUUGACGACGCGCAGCUACAGAUCUACACCCUCAUGCACAGAGACUCCUAUCCCCGCUUCCUGAACUCUGCCAUAUACAAAGCGCUGCUGCAGAGCGUCUCACGGUCGUCCUCGGAGUCCUAAGCACCUGCCACCCUCGGCCCGUGGCAACGCCACAAACAGUUCUUUUUGUACACCGGUGUCGGGGGGGAUCCCCGAGCUCUGGCUCUGUCUGGGGCAGGCGGGGAGGCCUCUGGGACCAGGGGGCCGGAGCUCCCGCUCCCCUCCCAUACCCCCCUCACCAUCCACCUCCACUUUUUAGCUUUAGCAAUGAACAUCAGCCAGGUUCCCCGGCCACUGGAAAACACUGUCACCCCUCAACCCCGCACCACAUCCCCCCUGCUGCUCCCCCACCGCCGCCGGUGCCACCUGUGGGCGCUGCUGAAUCGGACUGGGCUGGCGCUGCCGUUCGAUUGUCAAACUCAGGCCUCACUCUUACUACUGAAUUCCCGUCAGGAGCAAGCGGGGGGAGUGGGGGAUUGUUGCGGGGAAGGGGAGCCCCAAGUGGCUGGACUCUGCUCCCCCUCCCCUUUUGAAGAGGUCACUUUAUCCCCUCCCUGCCGCGCCCGGGGUCACGGCCAGGUCCUGUCUCCGUCUUUUUGACGUUUUUAUUUUAAAUGCUUUUUGUUGGCUUGACGGGGGGGAUGGAUUUCACAAAGCUCGCGUGUCUGUAUGAACACGGCCAAGGGUCAGGUUUACAUUGCUCUGUUAAAUGGCCCGAGGGUUCGACCUGUGACUGGGGCCAGGCCCAGUGCCCUGCCCUCUGUUUACAGCCAUUCGAUAGUAGCACCUGAAUCAGCCUGCGGGAACCAGAGCUGGCAGCCUCCUUUCCCUGAGCUGGGCAGGGAACUGCGAGGAUUGAGCUGCAAUGUCCUGAGAGGCAGCAGGAGCUCUGCGCCCGUCCCCGUCUCCCCCGCCCCGUCCUAGUAGUGUUUAUGACUUGUUCCUGGGGCUGCCUCCAGUCCUGAGAGCAGAGCAGGCCACCUGGCCUGCCAAGCCGCCUCCUGGGGUCGCCACCCAACACGGUGGUUCCCAACCAGUGGGGGUGACUGGUUUUCAGCCCCUGAUGGAAACCAGUGCUCGCCUGCCCUCAGAGCAGCUCGGGAGCCUGGGGAACCGGCCCGGCGGAAUGUCAGCUCAGUCUUUGCCCAACAAAAUCUCCAAGGUUCGAAGUUUUCUGGAAAUUUUAAAAGGUUGAAUUUUUGUUCCCAUUCAGAACAAAGGUUUUUUUUAAAUUUUGUAUUUUCCCAGGGCACGGGAAUUCCAGGGGCCGAGCGGCUCUAUUGGGGAUACAGAAAAUGAUGUGGGGAAGCCCCACCCCUUUCCUCUAAUCCCCCGGGGGCCUGGCCUCCAGCUACAGGAGGAGAAUGGUGCACGGCGGAGGGAGAGGGGGAAAAGCAGAGGUGAUAGUAAGCCGGUACGGCGUACUGGCAAGAGCCGGGCUCGGGCAGCGAUUUAAAGGGCCUGGGGCUCCUGCUGCUGCGGGGAACCCCGCCCCCUUAAA
Molecule: messenger RNA, 2656 nt
Organism: Mauremys mutica (yellowpond turtle)
Lineage: Eukaryota; Metazoa; Chordata; Testudines; Geoemydidae
Gene: RGS19
Product: regulator of G protein signaling 19
Exons: 8
Coding region: 571-1236 (221 amino acids)
Source: RefSeq, a predicted model, not a curated record